UGAAAAACUUUGAUUAUAUUUUGUGUUUAGGUGUCAUCAAUCAUUAGUUAUUAUAAAAGAAAAGAAUUAUUCAUUGCCAUGGGUGUUUUUAAAUUAAAAAGUGUGAAUUAAAGCCGCCUAAUGAUGGAAGGAGAUCACGAUAGAGCUUCCUUCUGGAAGAAGAAUAUUAAGAAUGUCCCUGGGAGACCAAGCCCUAAAAGGGAAACCAAAAAUGCUGGUAAAGCAAAACCACAAGGAUCAACAUCAUUUCAAGAUUUUCAAGCUUCUGUCAGUGAUGCAUGGGCUAUGGAUGAUGAUGAAUUUUGUUCAGGAUUAAAGAACACUAAAAUUUCAAAAAAAGUUUCACAAUCAGCAGCUUUAAAUGUCUUAAAUACUCACCGAACUUCGACUGAAAUCAAAAGGUCUUCUAGUGAAAACCUUAGUGAUACUUCUUCCCCCCAAAUAAUCCAUGAUACAGAAAUAGUGAGAAUAAGUCGAAUACCUGGGAGACCUUUGCAGAUGCACAGUGCUACCAUUCAUCAAGAGGAAGACAAUGAAUCUAAAUUGGAAAGGUUUGAAGCUCUGUUAGCUAACCCUCCAUCAUUACAGGAACUCUGUAAGUUAAGUUGGUCAGGUAUACCAGUAAAAGUAAGAGGCAUAACAUGGAGGUUACUUUCUGGAUAUUUACCUAUUAACCUUGAAAGGCGAGAGGGGGUUUUGGAAAGAAAGAGGCAAGAUUAUUGGAAUUUUGUGGAGAAAUAUUACUAUACAGAGCAUGAUGAAGCUAAUAAGGAAAUUCAACACCAAAUAAACAUUGAUGUGCCAAGGAUGAACCCUACAAUAUCUUUAUUUCAGCAAAGAACUGUGCAAAUUAUGUUUGAAAGAAUACUAUUCAUUUGGUCAAUUAGACACCCCGCAUCGGGGUAUGUACAGGGUAUCAAUGACCUAGUCACACCUUUUUUUGUAGUGUUUCUACAAGAGUUUAUUACAGAUAAUACACCAUUUGAAAAUUAUGUGGUAGAAUCUUUACCUGAAGAGCAACAGAAAAUUAUUGAAGCAGAUUCAUUUUGGUGCCUGUCAAAAUUCCUUGAUGGAAUCCAAGAUAAUUAUGUGUUUGCCCAAAUUGGGAUACAAAAGAAAGUCUUGCAACUAGGAGAGCUGAUCCAAAGAGUAGAUGAGACUCUCCACAAACAUUUAAAACAUCACAAUGUGAGUUAUCUCCAAUUUUCUUUUAGAUGGCUAAACAAUUUGCUUACCAGAGAACUGCCACUGAGAUGUACAAUUCGUUUAUGGGACACUUAUCUGGCUGAGAAUGAGUGUUUUGCAACAUUUCAGUUGUAUGUCUGCGCUGCCUUUCUUUUAUAUUGGAAAGAAGACUUAAUGAAGCAAAAUGACUUCCAAGGAUUGCUACUUUUACUACAAAAUCUUCCUACUCAGUUCUGGACGAGUUCUCAAAUUAGUUUGUUAGUAGCAGAAGCCUAUAAAUUAAAAGUCAUGUUUGCAGAUGCCCCCAACCAUUUGACAUGCAACACUACAAACACUAGUGAUAGUUUAGUGAUGUGAGCAGUGGUGGUUUAAAGCCUCCUCAUUCUUUUUACCAUUUUAAAUUUUAAGGCAUGUUAUUUGUUGGAUGUAAAUAAUUGACUUCACAUAUUUUUAUAUUGUAUAUUUGGUGAACAAAGUUAAAUAAUGUCUCAAAUAAAAAUCUUAAUAUUAAA
Anthonomus grandis grandis is the source of this 1697-nucleotide messenger RNA. It is a transcript of the gene Tbc1d22, whose product is annotated as TBC1 domain family member 22B. NCBI's taxonomy places the organism in Eukaryota, Metazoa, Arthropoda, Insecta, Coleoptera, Curculionidae. The record is from RefSeq and is a predicted model, not a curated record. The transcript is spliced from 3 exons. Gene Ontology annotation, molecular function: GTPase activator activity. Bases 121 to 1542 code for a protein of 473 amino acids. Gene Ontology annotation, biological process: activation of GTPase activity.